UUCUCGUGAUUUUAUUUCACCUGAUGUCAGGCUGCAGUAGCUUUGCAGUGCAAGCGAUUUUAGUCUGCAAUCGCGUGUCGACUGUCGAGUAGUUUUAUUGGAUUUGGUUUGUUCGUCCGUGGCUCACUCUGGUGUGCCGAGUUGCCGACAAUCAAAUUGGGGGAGGUGUUCUGUUAAUUUUCGAUUCUGUUCUUUCCUGGGUGUAGGUAGAUAUACAUUCUCACCUUGACGAUGGGAAAAACUGGAACCGAAAAGGAGCAUCUUGUAGAUGUUGAAACGAAAAACUACGACAGUGGAUCGGUUGUUGGUAUCAAACAAGAUGCUACAUUGACGAAUGACUGGCACACAAAUUCGAGUAAUGGUUCCGGAAAUGAAGAGACUCGUCAUUUGUCAACUUUUUUCGGUGUUGUUGUACCAUGUAUUCUGUCCAUGUUCAGUGUCAUUCUCUUUCUUCGUAUGGGCUUCAUUGUUGGACAGGCUGGACUGACACAAUCGCUCAUCAUUUUAUUUAUGGCCUAUGUCAUCAUCGGACUUACUGUAUUAUCAGUUUGUGCAAUUGCAACUAAUGGGGCAAUAGAAGGAGGUGGUGCCUAUUUUAUGAUAAGUCGUGCUUUGGGACCAGAGUUUGGCGGGGCAAUUGGUCUUAUGUUCUUUUUGGCGAAUGUUGCUUCAGCUGCCCUUUAUGUUUUUGGUAUAGUUGAAGCAAUGGGUGCGUAUUUUGGACCUAAUGGAGAGCUCGCCAAGGAUGUAGUAAAAACCGGGACAUGGUAUGAUUUUGGUUAUGGAUCAGCAAUUUUAUUCAUAUGCUUCGUUGUCUGUCUCGUUGGAGCGAAUAUUUAUGCCAAAACAACCUUCAUCAUAUUUUUGGUUGUUAUGAUUUCAAUCAUAUCUGUUAUAAUAAGUUUCUUUGCCAAAUCUGCUUACACCAUUCAUUUCAAUCACACGUCAGAAUUGGCUCGGUGUAACUACACAUCUGUAUAUUAUACUGGGUUUAAUAAGACAACAUUGGAUGACAAUAUGGCAGCAAAUUACACCACUGAUUAUACGACCGGGAAAGCCCAGCAUUUCAUAUCGGUAUUUGCAGUAUUUUUUAAUGGCUGCAUCGGAAUCAACGCUGGGGCCAACAUGUCAGGGGAGUUGAAAAACCCAAGUAAAGCUAUCCCAGUUGGGACGAUUCUAGCGUGUCUGAUAACCUGGUUUAUUUAUCUUUUAUUGAUGGUGUUUAUUGCCGCUACAACUCCAAGAGAUAUCCUGCAAUGCAGUUACACAUUUCUUGUCAGUAUCAAUGUUUGGCCUCCAUUUGUUGUGAUUGGAAUAUUUGCUUCAUCAGCCUCUGCUGUAUUAAGCCAACUUAUUGGAGCUUCCAGAAUAUUGUUAGCCCUUGCUAAAGAUGAAUUAUUUGGUAUAAUACUGAGACCAGUUACCAAAACAACAAAAGGAGGAAAUCCAUAUGUUGCAGUGCUUGUCACUUGGUUAUUGGUGCAAGUAGUUUUGUUUGCAAGAAACGUGAACACAAUUGCUCCUGUUGUCACUAUAUUUUUCCUAUUUGCAUACGCAGCAGUGGAUAUGUCAUGCCUUGCAUUGGAAUGGGCUUCAGCACCUAAUUUCAGGCCUACCUUCAAAUAUUUCUCAUGGCAUACUUGUCUUCUUGGUAUCAUAAGUUGUGUUGUCAUGAUGUUCCUUAUUCAAGCCAUUUACACAUCAAUCAGUAUAGUUGUACUUGUGGUACUAGUUGUUGUCAUACACUACAGAGUACCGACAUCUUCAUGGGGAUAUAUAAGUCAAGCAUUGAUAUUUCAUCAGGUUCGAAAAUAUUUGCUUAUGUUGGAUGUACGAAAAGAACAUGUAAAAUUCUGGCGACCCCAAAUUCUUCUGAUGGUCAAAAAUCCAAGAACUUGUUGCCAGAUGAUUGAUUUUAUCAAUUCUAUCAAGAAAUCAGGCCUUUAUGUACUCGGCCAUGUUAGUCCGGGUCGACUUGCAGAUAUGCCGAGAGAUAUUUUACAAGCUCAAUAUCAUCAUUGGACAAAUUUAGUUGAAGAACUUGGUGUGAAAGCAUUCAUUGAAUUAACAUUAUCAACAUCAGUCAGAGAAGGAACAGAACAUUUACUUAGAUUAUCAGGUCUUGGUGGAAUGAAGCCCAAUACAUUAGUGCUUGGUUUUUAUGAUGACUCAACUCCAAAAAAUAGCUUCGACCAAAUGAAGAUUUUCAAACCAGUAGAAGAGCGGGUUAUUAAUACAGAGACUGCAUCAGAUACAAACGAUUCUUUUCCACCUGUACCUCGUUCUACAUCUGCAAAUUAUUUCCCAUUGAUUGAUGAGUCCACGUCAUCAUCAACAUGGAUGGAUAAUAAAAAUCUUCAGGCUCAAGAAUAUGUUGAAAUUAUCGCUGAUGCUAUUAAAUUAAGAAAGAAUGUGUGUUUGGGAAGAUAUUUUUAUGAGCUGGAUAAAUCAUUGAUAACAGAAAGACGACAAAAAGGUGAAAUAUUAUACAUCGACGUAUGGCCUGUUAAUUUCCUACAUCCUGUAUUAUCGAAGUAUAACACAAAAACAGGCAGUUCAACAUUUCCUGAACCUAAAUCACCAAGUCCUUUCGAUAUUGGUACAAUGUCAGGAAUAUCAGUGUCUCCUACUUCACAUUUUGAUGUAACGAGUGUAUUUCUGAUGCAAAUGGCUUGUAUUCUCAACAUGACACCAUUUUGGAAGAAAAAUGUAAAACUUCGAAUCAAUCUUUGCACUGAAAUAGAUUCUGAUAAUCAAGAAACAUCGAUUGAUCGUCAGCUAUCGGAAUUUCUGAAAACUGUACGAAUCAAAGCAGAAGUACGUACGAUACCAUGGCAUAAUACUCCGUUACUUUAUUCGCAGAAAGGAAGCUCUGGAGACUCACCAAGACAACUAUUGGGUGGAAUUGUUACAGAUGUUUCACCAGAUAUUCAGAAUGAAGGGGCGAGUGGAAGUGGCGUCACUGAUACCAUGUCUGGAUUCUAUCCAAAAACAUUUUUCAGUGGACCGCAAGAUCUUCAUGCUAGCCAUCAUAUUCCUACAAUCGGAGAUGAUGAAGAGAGUAUAUCAAAUUAUUUGGAGAGCGUUAAUGGAUUGAUCAAAUCAAAUAUGUCCGAUUCUGUUGUAACAUUUUUAUACCUGCCAUCACCACCUACGAUGAAACAGCUUAUCAAGAGUAUUUAAGAAUGUUGACUUCAACUUCUAAUGGACUUGGACCUACACUAUUUGUACAUGGCCUCUCACAUGUAGUCUCAACAACAUUGUGAAGAUAUAGUCGAACUCUGAUACACAUGUUAUCGAUGGAUCAAAUUUUGUGUGGUUGAAUUCUUAUUUUGGAUGAUUUGUAUCUUUUGCUAAUCGCAUUCUUUUGGAAACGCCCAAACCCAUCUUAAACUCAGUAUGACAUAUAAAACAUUUUACUGUGAAAUGAAAUAAUAGAGGAUUUUAUACCAUUUUUUCACUCAUUGAUAUUCCAUCCUAAAACUUUUGAUUGCAUUCCAAGUAAUCAAGUGUUUUCUUUUACAACUUUACUUUAAUAUUUUCCUAAUCUUGGUUUCUAAUUUUUUGAAGCAAUAUUGGUCAUCACAAUGUCACAGAUUUCUUUUGCUUUAAUCUCAAGUGAAUCCUUAACUGUGAUCAUCAUUUGCUAUUAUAAUAAUGCUACAAUUGUGCUUCUUCUAUUAUCCUGUUGGUUGAGCUUUUAGAGAAUUUUGAAUAUUUAUGCUCACAUACGUCAUAUACAAAAAGAAGUGAAAUUUAUAUUCAUCGUUUUGAUCAAAAAUGUAUAGAUGAAGCUAUUGUGUGAUGUCACAAUGAAUUGCUAACUUUGUUUCUUUUUUUAUCUGUGUGUUAUAUGAUUAAGUAAAACACAACUAAAUGUAAAAUUUCAAUACACUAUGUAUGUACUUCUGAUCCCAUAAAAUCACCACAUGGUUGAAUACUGUAUAUUUUAUUAUAAUUCAUAACAAUCUGUUAAAUAACUAAGGCUUUCUGUCAUUUUUUGCUCAAGUUCACAUAUAACUAAGGCUUUCUGUCAUUUUUUUCUUAAGUUCACAUAUGAAAUUUUUCUAUUAUUUGUUAAGUUACUUCCAAUAUUAUUACUGUACCUUAGUCAAUAGUGAGAAGUGACUUAUUUUCUUCCGAAUUUAUCUUAAAGAGUCAGUCUGUAGACUGCUACGAUCUUCUCGUGCAAUAUAGUUCUAUAUGCUUUAUAUAGCUAUUCGGUGUAGUUUAGGCUAUAAUUCUGUGCUAUAUAUUUUGUUGGUAUAUAGAAUAUUGCUUCUUUGUUGCUUUUCUUUAUGCAUUUAUUCCAUUUGAAUAAACCUAUCUAAUGCUA
This is a messenger RNA of Styela clava, 4336 nucleotides long. RefSeq names its product solute carrier family 12 member 9-like. Gene Ontology annotation, cellular component: membrane. The record is from RefSeq and is a predicted model, not a curated record. Gene Ontology annotation, biological process: chloride transmembrane transport; potassium ion homeostasis; chloride ion homeostasis. Lineage: Eukaryota; Metazoa; Chordata; Ascidiacea; Stolidobranchia; Styelidae. Gene Ontology annotation, molecular function: potassium:chloride symporter activity.